UGAUAAAACAGCUGAUUGAUAUGAAUGAAAGGGAAAUAAGUGUUUUAAUAAUUCAGAGAGGGCAUAAUUAACUGUUUAAUGCUGCGCUGUAGUUCAAAGACACAACAAAGAAAUCUGAAUUCAAAUUAGAAAUGUAAAAGAGACGCUGAUUCUUCAGAGAUGAGAACUUUGUGUUGAGUCACUUGAUUUGGUCUCUUUCCUCCAUCAAACAGGCAGGCAACGCUCUUGGAGAUCUCCAGAGAUAACAAUGUCACAUUGUCACAUAGGGUUCUGCUACAAAUCCUUAAUUACAAAAAGAGGAUCAGAUGACUACAGCAUCCAAUACUGGGGUCUCCAGGCGGCAUGAGGGUCUUUGAUCAAGAAAAUCCAAUUAUUUGUGUAUAUACAUUUCCCACAUAGUGAUUACUUCAUUAAUUGUCCCGCCUUUAUCUCCUCCCUUCCCAUCCCCCCUAAUAAUCAGCUCCUUUAUCCAGACCAACAAACACACCAUAGGAGCUUUGUGGAUUCAAAGGAUUUGCUUUCCCCUCUCAAAGAGCCGCUAUUCUUUGAUGAUUGGGCAGCGGCAAACUUCAAAGUAAUAAAUCUUAUUUCUGACUGGCUGGCGGCCCACCAAAGUCCUUAUCAAAUUCUAAGAAGUGAUCCCUCACUCUUCAGAUACACCAAGGAUAUCUCGGAGAGAGGAGGCACCGAGGAGUGAAGACCUGCGCGGCAAGAGCGUGUUUUAUUGCGAAUGCGCCUAUUUAUCUAAAUUAGCGCUUUUAUUUGUGUUCCUUUCCACCGAGCGGGAGCGCGUUCACCAUGGCGGCGGUGGCUGUACUGCGGAAUGAGACACUCCAGGCUUUUCUCCAGGACCGCACUCCCAACUCUUCGCCGGAGAACUGCAAGCACUCCCCGCUGGCUCUGCUGGCGGCCACUUGUAACCGCAUCGGCCACCACCACGGAUCCAACCACGCAGAUUUCCUCCAGGUCCCGUACGACCCCACUCUGGGAUCCCCGUCGCGUUUAUUUCACCCGUGGACUAACGAUGGGAACCCACAGAGCAGCCUGACCGGCAACUCCACUUUCGGACUAUCCUCCAAGCCCCAGCUGCCGGCGCACAUCCAGAGCUCCUUCAGCUCCCACCACGAGUUGCCCCUCACCCCCCCGGCGGACCCCUCGUACCCCUAUGACUUCUCCCCCGUCAAGAUGUUACCUUGCUCCAUGCAGUCGCUGCAGUCCAGCUGCCCUCCCACCUACGUCCCCGCCGUCAGCUACGCGGCCCCGACCCCCAUUCCGCCCGCGAUGCCAAGUUUUGUCACGGGACCCUCCGGCCUCGUGCAUCAGCAGCAGAGACAGUUGUCCCCAAAUCCCGGGGAGGAUAUUCCGUGGUGGAGCCUGCAGCAGGGGAACCACGUGAGCCACUCGUCCUCCCUCGGACCCCAUCGCUUCCAGCUGCAGAGAGGCUUGGUUCUGGGACAUACGGACUUUGCGCAAUACCAGACGCAGAUCGCCGCGCUGCUGCACACCAAGUCGCCGCUCGCGACCGCGCGGCGGUGCAGGAGGUGCCGGUGUCCGAACUGCCAGUCGUCCGCGUCCGGCGACGAGCCCGGCAAGAAGAAGCAGCACAUCUGCCACAUACCGGGCUGCGGCAAAGUGUACGGGAAAACGUCGCACCUCAAGGCGCACCUGCGGUGGCACUCCGGGGAGCGGCCGUUCGUGUGCAACUGGCUGUUCUGCGGCAAGAGCUUCACCAGGUCGGACGAGCUGCAGAGACACCUGAGGACUCACACGGGGGAGAAGCGCUUUGUUUGUCCGGACUGCUGCAAGAGGUUCAUGAGGAGCGACCACCUGGCGAAGCACGUCAAAACGCACCAGAACAAAAAGGGCAAGUGCCACGACAAGACUGUGGAGCACGUGAAGCGGGAGGACACGAGGAGUGCGUUGUAACAGCUGCUCGUUUUAAAGUAGAAGUCACUAUAGUGCAAUAAGUCAGUCCUACAUUAGUUACCGUGCACAGUGAGCUGCCUUCUUUACGUUUAUUUCGAUGGCUGAUUUCUGACAUCACUGACACUAGUUUCUGGUCUGUGUAACACAUUUUUGUGUGCGUGUAUAUAUCCAAAGUUUUUGUAAGUUAAUUUGGGACCAUGGAGAAGUUCUAGUUCAUGAGUUUGAAUUCACUGUCUAUAUCAUAUCAAGGAAGACAAGUUUUCAACUUGUGUUUUGAUCAUUGUCUUCGGUGGAAGAUUUCACUCCCCUGUAAAUUCUAUUUUUAAUAGCUUUUGUUGAAUGAAAGUGUCCGUCCUUCGCUCCAUAUGGGGCGUUUUUAAAGCAUGCUCUUGGAAAGAUCUGCUAUUGUUGAUAUGACCAAAAUACUGUGUGAGAAUAAAGAUUAUAACAUUUUCCUCA
Molecule: messenger RNA, 2385 nt
Organism: Betta splendens (Siamese fighting fish)
Lineage: Eukaryota; Metazoa; Chordata; Actinopteri; Anabantiformes; Osphronemidae
Gene: sp5a
Product: Sp5 transcription factor a
Exons: 2
Coding region: 799-1926 (375 amino acids)
Biological process (GO): regulation of transcription by RNA polymerase II
Molecular function (GO): DNA-binding transcription factor activity, RNA polymerase II-specific; RNA polymerase II cis-regulatory region sequence-specific DNA binding
Source: RefSeq, a predicted model, not a curated record